This is a messenger RNA of Prunus persica (peach), 1271 nucleotides long. Its product is annotated as LOB domain-containing protein 4. Bases 466 to 1002 code for a protein of 178 amino acids. NCBI's taxonomy places the organism in Eukaryota, Viridiplantae, Streptophyta, Magnoliopsida, Rosales, Rosaceae. The transcript has 2 exons. The record is from RefSeq and is a predicted model, not a curated record.
AUAUAAUUACUUUUAUUAAUUUGAAAUAUAAAUUGAAUCUGUUGGAAUCCAGUAUGAGUUUCCCACAUUAAUAUGUGAAGAAUUUAUAUUCUCUAUAUAAAAGCUUUUAUAUACGAGGCGGGAAAAAGAAGAAGAAAAAAAAAGAGGGGGGGAGACAAAAUAUAUUAUUGUUGUGGGGCUAAAGAUCUUAUCAAAAACGAUGUUUUGUCCAACAAAAUCUAGGGGUUCGUCUUUUAUGGGACCCCCCAAAGAUUUUCUGUCACUUAGCACUUGUCUAUAUAACCCCCACCACGCCUUCACCUCAAGCCCCCUUACCUCCCUCUCUCUCUCUCUCUCUCUCAACACCCUGCAAAUUAAAUUUGGCCAAUUAUAUACCUUAUUUUCUUUCAAUUUUUCGGUAAAUAGCUCCCUGAAAUUGUAAUUAAGCUCUUAGCUUUUGAAAGAACAAAAAACAGAGCUGGGAAAAUGAAGGAGAGUGGUAGAAAACAAGGUGCUAUGUCUCCAUGCGCAGCAUGCAAGCUUCUGAGAAGGAGAUGUGCGCAGGAUUGCGUGUUUGCUCCUUAUUUUCCAGCUGACGAGCCCCAGAAGUUUGCCAGUGUGCACAAGGUUUUUGGUGCCAGCAAUGUCAACAAGAUGCUACAGGAAUUACCAGAGCACCAGCGCAGUGAUGCAGUGAGCUCCAUGGUGUACGAAGCAAAUGCCAGAGUGAGGGAUCCGGUGUAUGGCUGUGUAGGAGCAAUCUCAUCUUUACAACAACAAAUCGAUGCCCUCCAAACCCAAUUGGCCAUUGCUCAAGCUGAGGUGGUGCACAUGAGAAUGGGCCAAUUCUCAACUUCAUCAACAACAUCCAAUGCUGCCACCACCACCACUUGUUCACCUGAUCAAAAAUCAACGGCUCCUAAUCAUUCUCAUCAUCAUAAUCAUCAGACCACCAAAUCCUUUUUUACCAUGGACAUGGUGGUUGAUCAGGCCAAUAUGGGAGAGUCUUUGUGGUCAUGUUAGCUACCUACCUUAAUUUGCAUGCUAGCUACCACUUUAAUUAUUAUAUAUCUGUUGUUUUCUAAUACGUAAUUAGUACAUGGGCUUGCUUUAGUGUCUGCCUCUUUAAUUAUUACCUUUUUUAAAUUUUCCUUUUACUUUCAUAGUGCAUCUCCCUGUCUCUCUACUUGACCAGGGAUGAUGAGAUGAUUAAUGAAUUAACCAUAUUGUAAAUGCGUACUAAUUACUUUUUGCAAGUAUAUAUGACAUUAAUUAUAAUAUUGUUACUAUGA